UUUGAACAUAAAUACGUCAUUAAGUUAUUAAUCAAACAUGAUUUAAUUAAUCACCGUUCCAUCUCUUAAAACAAGGGGCCUACCGUAAAUCACUAAUCUCACUCUCUUGAACGAUUCUCCAACACACACAUGUCACUCCCCUCUUUAACUAUAUAAACUUAGUGAAGCAAGAAAGAUAAAGCUAAGAAAACCAAAAAAAUUAUCUGUAACAAUGGCUAUCAACAGAAUCGCGAUUGGAACGCCGGGAGAAGCUAGUCGCCCCGAUGCGAUUAGAGCUGCUUUCGCGGAGUUUUUCUCCAUGGUUAUAUUCGUUUUCGCGGGUCAAGGCUCUGGGAUGGCUUAUGGGAAGCUAACAGGAGAUGGUCCAGCCACACCUUCGGGUCUUGUGGCCGCGUCUUUGUCACAUGCGUUUGCGUUGUUCGUUGCGGUUUCCGUUGGAGCAAACGUUUCAGGUGGCCAUGUGAAUCCCGCGGUUACGUUCGGAGCUUUUAUAGGCGGAAACAUUACCUUGUUAAGAGCUAUUCUUUAUUGGAUCGCUCAGUUACUCGGUGCAGUUGUAGCUUGCUUGUUGCUUAAGGUAAGCACAGGCGGUAUGGAAACGUCAGCUUUUUCGUUAUCCUAUGGAGUCACACCGUGGAAUGCCGUAAUUUUCGAGAUUGUGAUGACGUUUGGGUUAGUUUACACGGUUUACGCAACUGCCGUGGAUCCCAAGAAAGGUGAUAUUGGAAUCAUUGCUCCUUUAGCGAUUGGGUUAAUCGUUGGAGCUAAUAUUCUCGUCGGUGGUGCGUUCGACGGAGCCUCCAUGAACCCUGCGGUUUCGUUUGGUCCCGCCGUGGUUAGCUGGACGUGGACGAAUCAUUGGGUCUAUUGGGUUGGUCCUUUUAUCGGUGCAGGCAUUGCAGCUAUUGUUUAUGACACUAUCUUUAUCAGUAGUAAUGGGCAUGAACCACUUCCUUCUAAUGAUUUCUAAGUUAGGGUUUUAAAUCUCCUGGUGUGCCCUACCAAAGGGUAUUGUGAGAGAUAUUGAUGUUAUUAUUCUCUCAUGUGUCUUUUCUAAUGUUUUUUUUUAGUUGUGUGGCUGAAAUGUUGAUUCUACUACAUACAGUAUGUUGUUUUUAAGUGAUUAAUAAAUCGAUUG
Camelina sativa (false flax) is the source of this 1138-nucleotide messenger RNA. The record is from RefSeq and is a predicted model, not a curated record. Lineage: Eukaryota; Viridiplantae; Streptophyta; Magnoliopsida; Brassicales; Brassicaceae.